AUUUUUCAUAUCGAUCAGUUUUCUCUCAAAGCUUUUGCUACCAACAGCUUACCAUCAACUUCCCAGUUUUAGUGAAAUGGGUUCCCUAACAGUGCCUACGCUCCCUACCAUCAACUUCUCCAUUGAAGACUUGAAGCCUGGUUCAGCUUCUUGGCUAUCCACUGCCAAACAAGUCCGGUUUGCGCUCGAAGAAUACGGCUCUUUCGUGGCACAGUAUGAGCAAAUUUCUGCAGAACUUUUAAACAACAUGUUUGGCCAAGCCAAAGAUUUGUUUGAGGUUCCCAAAGAAAACAAAGUCAAGAACGUUGGUGAGGAACCCUAUCGUGGGCAUAUGGGUCCAAACCCUGGCUUGCCACUCUAUGAAAGCUUGUGCAUCGAUAAUGUGACAUCCCCACAAGAAACCCAAAAGUUCAAAAAUCUCAUGUGGCCUGAAGGAAAGAGCAACUUCUGUGAAACCACAGAUUCAUUUGGGCAGUUAUUGGCACAUUUGGAACACACUGUUGAGCAACUGAUGUUCGAGAGCUAUGGGAUUGGAAAGCAAUACGAGUCAGUUGGUAGUUCGAACGGUCACCUUCUUAGAUUCAUCAGAUAUACAGUACCAGAGGACAAGGAUGCCACCGUAAGGUUUCCGAGCCACACAGACAUAAACUUCACCACCAUUGUUGUUCAGCAUGAUAUCGCUGGCUUGGAGGUCAGAACCAAGGAAGGUGAUUGGAUUAAUGUUGAGUGUGCACCCUCAAAAGCACAGUUCGUAUUCAUGGCGGGUGAUGGAUUGCAGGUAUGGAGCAAUGACAGAGUGAAAGCUUGCCACCACAGAGUGAAGCACUGUGGAAACAAGACAAGAUACUCAAUUGGGCUCUUUACAUUCAACAAUGGGAUUUUCCAAGUGCCAGAAGAAUUGGUGGACGAAAGCCACCCACUCCUCUAUAACGCAUUUGAUAGCCGUGCCUUUAUUCGGAAAUAUGCUGCUACUCCUGAGCUCAAGAAGGAAGCUUCACCUAUCAAGGCCUUCGCCGGUGUCAAAGCUUAAUUGCAGUAUGUUAUGGUCAAGGCCGGCCCUGAGAAUUUGAGAGUUGUGUGCGAAACUUAAACUGAAUUAAAUUAUUAAUUUUUUUAAUAGUUAUGAUUGUUGAUUUUAUAAAAUAAUAUAUAAGCCAUAAUAAAUGUAUUUGUAGUUUUCUUGGCUUCCCGACUGAUGAAGGAGUGGGUAAGCAUAUAAAAUGGGAACCACUACCCACCA
This is a messenger RNA of Prunus avium (sweet cherry), 1240 nucleotides long. RefSeq names its product deoxypodophyllotoxin synthase-like. The record is from RefSeq and is a predicted model, not a curated record. Lineage: Eukaryota; Viridiplantae; Streptophyta; Magnoliopsida; Rosales; Rosaceae.